AUGGCGCCGAAGCAAUUGGUAACAGUCGGCCUGAGCGCAUUCUCCAUUCUAGGAGCGGUCCAAGCGCAAGGUACAGCUUGCGAAAAGCCAAUUGCCCCACAGAACGCGGCUCCUUCGGUCGCCCCGGGAUUUCGCGUCGAGGUUGUAGCAAAUGGUCUGAGAGACCCUCGCAGCAUUCUGUUUGAUCGUCAAGGUGGACUGCUGGUGGUUGAGCAGGGCUAUGGAGUUAGCAGACUAUCCCUGACGGGCGAUGGUGCUUGUGUUCGCGUUGAGGGUCCAGUGCAAAACGUUAUUGAAAAUGACUCUUUGAAUCAUGGCAUUGCUUUCUCCGAAGAUGGCCAUACUCUGUACGCGUCUUCCCAUAGCAAUGUCUUCGCCUGGGACUACGAUGCUUCUCAAGGCAAGACCACGUCUGAUUCAAGAGAUGUUGUUCAAGGAAUGGGAGACAGGGAGGGACAUACUACGCGUACACUGCUCAUGUCCCAGAAGGUCCCUGGUAUGUUGCUCGUCUCCCGCGGUAGUGUGGGCAACAUCGAUCUUCAGACAUUGGACGUGACUACUGGAGUAUCCACGAUCAAGGCCUACAAUGUGAACAACAUGACCUCUUCAGCCUAUGACCACGCCUCAACCGGUAGACUUCUCGGCUGGGGUCUCAGGAACUCAGUCGGUAUAGCUGAGGAUCCCGUAACAGGCGGUAUCUACUCUGUAGAAAACAGCGUCGACAACAUCAUGCGAAGUGGCCAGCUCAUCAAUGAAAACAAUCCCGGCGAGGAAAUGAAUUUCCAUGGCUUCCUCAAUAAAACAGCAAGCGACGUUCAAGAUGUAAAUCACGGAUACCCUUCCUGCUUCACAGCCUGGAAUGUCUCUGAGAUCCCCGAUUUCAAUGGUGAAGUUGGCCAACAAUUCGCCAUCGGAGACCAAAACGCAACCGUCAAUGACACUUUUUGCCAAAACGACCGUAUUGCCCCCCGUCUUGCCUUUCAAGCUCACAAUGCCCCCCUCGAUAUCAAGUUCAAUCCCAACGGCACUGCAGCAUGGGUAACUAUGCACGGAUCGUGGAACCGUGAAGACCCCGCUGGCUACAAACUCACCCUCAUCCCUUUCAACGGUGCUGGCUCGCCUGUCGCCCCAUCCAACAGCACCACUGCAGCCAUCGAUGUUGUAUCUAACCCAGAUCUAUCUGCUUGUCCUCGCUCAUGCUUCCGCCCUGUUGGUCUUGCGUGGGAUGCUAAGGGUAGAUUGUACAUGACUUCUGAUUCUACAGGUGAGAUCUUUGUUGUUACAAAGGAGGAUGGGAGUGGGGUUGCGGAUGUAAGUGAUGUAGCUGGCAGUGCGACUGCGACGGCGUCGGCGAGUUCGGGACAGAGCCCUGUGCCGAAUGUUGCAAGUGUGGUUCUGGGCAGAUGGAGUGGUAUGUAUUGGGUUGCUGUGGCAGUUAUUAUGAGUGUUUUGGUUUGA
Bipolaris victoriae FI3 is the source of this 1458-nucleotide messenger RNA. RefSeq lists its product as hypothetical. Lineage: Eukaryota; Fungi; Ascomycota; Dothideomycetes; Pleosporales; Pleosporaceae. The record is from RefSeq and is a predicted model, not a curated record. The transcript is spliced from 3 exons. Bases 1 to 1458 code for a protein of 485 amino acids.